Messenger RNA from Penicillium cataractarum, 1896 nucleotides. Its product is annotated as nonhemolytic phospholipases C family protein. The coding region runs from base 1 to 1896 and encodes 631 amino acids. Gene Ontology annotation, molecular function: hydrolase activity, acting on ester bonds. The record is from RefSeq and is a predicted model, not a curated record. NCBI's taxonomy places the organism in Eukaryota, Fungi, Ascomycota, Eurotiomycetes, Eurotiales, Aspergillaceae. The transcript has 8 exons.
AUGGUGUUGCUCCUCGGAACUGUCCUCGCCGUGCUGCUGGGGAGCUCCCCCGUCACCGCGGGCUCCCUGCGCGAUAUCGAGCAUGUCGUCAUUUUCAUGCAGGAGAAUCGCGCGUGGGAUACCUACUUUGGUACCAUGGCCGGUGUCCGUGGCUUCAAUGACCCCAAUGUCCAGGUCAACUCCGAUGGCCAGUCGGUUUGGAACCAGGUCGUUGACUCAAGCAUGUCUACCGCUACCAACACCCUUCUGCCCUGGUACCUGGGCUACCGGGGAGGUGACUCGAACGAGGCUAUCCAGUGCAUGGCUGCCGGUGAUAACGGCUACCAUGAUAACCAGGCCGCCCUCAAUCAUGGUCUGAACAACCACUGGGCCCGUAACAACACUCCCUGGAGCUGGGGUUAUUACAAGCGCCAGGAUAUUCCCGUUCAGUUUGCCAUUGCCGAGGGAUGGACCUCCGGUGACAUGUACCAGGAAUCUCAAAUCACUGCCACCAACCCUAACCGUGUCACUCUGGUCAGUGGUUCUGUCAAUGUGCCUGGUAGCCCGCAAAACUCCUCUGAGGGGGGUGUGUACAUUGAUAACAACGAGACGCCCGGCUGUGAUAGCCUCGGUAUCAACUGCUACCCUCUGAAGUGGAAGACCGUUUACGAGUUCUACGAGGAGGCCGGUGUCUCGUGGCAGUUAUACCAAGACACUAACAACUUCGAUGAUAACCCGUUGGCCUGGUUCCAGCAGUACCAGAAGGCCAGCAAGAACUCUCCCCUUGCUCAGAAGGGCAUGUCCUACGUAGGUCUCGAUGCCUUCUACGCCGCUGCUGCCAAUGGCACCCUCCCCGAAGUUAGCUUCAUUGUUGGACCGACCGAGCUGUCUGAGCACCCGCCCUACCAACCCAAGGACGGCGGUUGGCUGCAGAAGCAGGUCGUUGAUGCUGUCAUCAACAGCCCCAAGUACUCGUCUACUCUGCUGAUGAUCAGCUUCGAUGAGACCGGUGGUUUCGGUGAUCACGUCACUCCUUUCCACUCGCCCCAGGGUACCCCCGGAGAAUGGAUGAAGGAUCCAUACGGCGUGUUCGGUGACGUCUUUGUGGGACCUGGUUUCCGGGUUCCUUUCUACAUGAUCUCUCCCUGGACUCGGGGCAACCGCGUCUUUACUGAGCGGGCCGAUCACAACUCGCAGAUCCUCUUCGUUGAGCAGUGGCUUACAGCUCGUGGGUACAAGGGCAUCCAGACUGACCAGAUGGUUCCGUGGCGACGUGCCCACAUGUCCAACCUGGUCAAUGCCCUGGAUCUGGACAACCCCGACUUGUCUCUUCCCUACAUCCCCGAGGCCGAGACCCCCAUCACCAACAGCAACGGCGACUACGUUGGCUCAUCCCAGUGCCAGUCCAAGUUCAGUAACCCUCGUCCCCCAGUCCCCUACGGCCAGCAGGUGGCAAACUCCACCAAUGCCCUUUGGUUCGAGGACGGUUACAAGGAGGUCGUCGGCUAUCUGACGGAGGGCCGCUAUCUUGUCGCCGAGAAGGGUGGCUCCGCGCUGACCAACUCUGGCAAGCGCAACUACGUGACUGUGACCCCAGCGACCGAGAACCACGAGUCCAAGCACCAGCGCUGGGUCAUCCACUACACUUCGGAUCCCGAGAGUGAGAUCUUCACCAUCUCCAGUGCCCUCGACGGCCGCUGGCUGGGUGCUCGCGGUGUCCUGCUGGACAGCGACCAGGCCUCGGACGCCGCGCCCGUGCGCAUCACCUUCUUGGGUAACGGUCUGGGAUAUGCCGUGCAGUACGUCAAUGGCAACCAGUACAUUGACGUGGACCAAGUCGGCCAUCUCAAGAUCGCGACCCAGCACCACGUGCCGGACUGGGGCUUCAAGCUUUGGAGCGUGACCUAUCACGAUUAA